GAUUUUAAUCACAAACCUACAAUGUGAUAGUUUAACAAUUAUAUAUCGAGACAUUGAAUGUGUCUAUCAUCGAUGGCCCUACCUUGUAGCUGGGACUUGGGAGUGUGGCUGCUGAUUGGGAAGGUAGCUGAAUGUCAAAUUGUCAACACUGUUUUGAUAUCUGAUUGUUCGUACUGUCACUAUAUCUUGCCAAAAGAAAGUAUUUUCAAAAUUUAUUCAAAAAGAGAUAACGAGGAUUUGGGGAGGCGAUUUUGAUCCCAUGCCCUGGUAGAGAAGACGAGGAGACGAAAUGGAUCCGAUGGGAAACGACGAGCUGGAAUUUUGCGAAAACAUCGCCCUCACUGUCCAAAGGUUCAGACCCUUGUCUACAGCCCUCACCGGUGGAUUUCAACUUUUACUUACGAUCAGUUUGGGCUUCUUAGCUUUAUUUCUGCAUGUUAGUAAAUACACAAUUGAUAAACCAUGCAAUGAUUUUGCCAUUAUCCUAUUAAGUCAAGCAGCUUUCUGGGCAAUAUCACUAAUCAUAGACCAUUAUUAUAAGUAUAGACAUCAUUUUUUACAACUCGAUGGGCAUUUUACAUUUUAUAAACAAAUAAGCCGUAUUGCCAAUCUUUUAUUGGCCGCUAUAUCAAUAUGGAAUGCUAUAAUACUCAUUUUGUUGGCGAUACUUUACAUGGUAAAACAGGAGGACUCGUUAUUCUGUGAAGGGCGAGGAAAUGGUUCUCCAUUUUUUUACUUAUGUAUUGCUGUAAUACUUGAAUCAGUGGCUUGCAUUGGUAUUCUUUUAACAUACCUGGUUAGGGUUAGUAAUUUCAACAGUACUAAACCUUUGACUGACAUUGAUCACUAUGAAUGCAGAAUUUCGGAUCCCGGAGUUGACUAUGAAGUUGGUUACAGGUUUCAAGGUGAGGCUAUUUCAGACUUACUGGAGAAGUAUGUAAACCUACUCAAUUAUUAUAAGUCUGCAAAUGAUGAACUAUGCAGAGUUCUCAAAAAUUUGCAAAAUGUUAGAUAAUUGUAUCAUUGUUAUGACAAAUGUGUGUAUAUAAAAUAUGUGUGUCUAAAAUAAAAUUUUCUUCAUUAAAAAUAUUUUAAAUUAAAUAUUAUGAUAAUUAAUUCCUUUGUAUGUUGGUUUAACAUUACCUUACUGGUUAUAAUACCAGGACAAAAGUACUUUACAAAAGUAGAUGUUAAUACGUAAUUACGAGUGUAGAAAAAUAUUGUGACUUUUUUAUGUUAUAAAAUACAUGGCUUUUUAUAAAUAUAUAUGUGGCAAAUAAUA
Messenger RNA from Cimex lectularius (bed bug), 1282 nucleotides. RefSeq lists its product as uncharacterized. Gene Ontology annotation, cellular component: lysosomal membrane; late endosome. The record is from RefSeq and is a predicted model, not a curated record. Lineage: Eukaryota; Metazoa; Arthropoda; Insecta; Hemiptera; Cimicidae. The transcript is spliced from 6 exons. Bases 290 to 1015 code for a protein of 241 amino acids.